Messenger RNA from Rotaria sp. Silwood1, 1527 nucleotides. NCBI's taxonomy places the organism in Eukaryota, Metazoa, Rotifera, Eurotatoria, Philodinida, Philodinidae. The record is from the annotation of a GenBank genome assembly.
AUGACAUCUAACACGAGUCUUCCUCCAUCGCCCGAUCUAUUAUAUGGUCAGCUUUAUUUCGACAUUCAACUUGCUCAUGUAUUUUCCGACACAAAAAUUUUCGUGGAUUCCAUUCCAGACAUUUCACCAUCGGAACUAGUCGUUCUUUACGAACAUGAAAAAAUCUUACCGGAUUUUAAUCUUCUCACAUUCGUUAAUAAACAUUUUCAUCUUCCAUCAUGUACUGCUUUGACUUACACUAGUGAUCCAACAAUGGCUCCUAAAGAUCACAUAAAUAAACUAUGGGAUUUACUUUCUCGACCAGCUGAUACGCCAAUUGAAGGUAGUUCAAAAAUACCUCUUCCAUUCCCCUAUGUUGUUCCCGGUGGUAGAUUUCAAGAAAUUUUCUAUUGGGAUUCAUACUUCACCAUGUUAGGCUUAAUUCUUAAGCCUGAACGGCUACAUAUAGUUAGAGGAAUGAUUGACAAUUUCGCCUAUAUGAUUGACCGAUUUGGUUUUAUACCAAAUGGAAGUCGUACCUAUUUUUUAAGCCGAUCUCAGCCACCAUUUUUCGCCGAAAUGAUUCAGUUGUUAGCUGAUACAGAUCAUACAGAACAUAUCAAACAACGAUAUUUGCCUCAACUACUCAAAGAAUAUGAAUGGUGGAUGACAAAUACUGAUCAGUUGACAGAUGAACAACCAGUUAAAAGUCAUGUUGUACGAUUGCCCGAUGGCACGAUUCUCAAUCGAUAUUGGGAUCCAUUGACUACGCCUCGGCCAGAAGCAUAUCCAAAGGAAGAAGGUUAUCGUCAAAAAGCUGAGCAAAAGGGCAUCUCUGCUGAAAAAUUCUAUCAACAUAUCCGAGCUGCUUGUGAAUCAGGUUGGGAUUUUUCUUCACGUUGGCUAAUUGAUACUAAACGUAUGGAGACCAACCAUGCAGCAGAUAUUGUUCCGAUCGAUCUUAAUUGUCUUCUCUACUCUCUGGAGAAUUUAGUUGAAAGUACAUAUAACCAAAAAGGUGAUUUGGAAUCGAGUAAAAAAUUCGGAAGGUUAGCAGAAAAUCGAAAAAAUGCAAUUCAAAACAUUCAUUGGAAUAAUGAAACUAAAUUUUUUAUGGACUAUGAUUGGACACAAAAUCGAUCAACACCCGCUAUUACACUAGCUGGUGUUUAUCCACUCUUUUUUAAAUUAGCAACACUUGAGCAAGCAGCACAUGUUCAUGAACGUCUUGAAAAAAGUUUUCUACAAUCUGGCGGUCUAGUUACUACUCUAGAGAGAACUGGUGAACAAUGGGAUUGGCCGAAUGGAUGGGCACCCUUGCAAUGGAUAGCUUAUCAAGGUUUGAAGAAUUAUGGAUUCAAUAAGUUAGCAGCUGAAGUAAGACUACGAUGGUUGACUCUAAACGAUCGUGUAUUUAAAGAGACAGGAAAAAUGACCCAGAAAUACAACGUAGUGGACAAUGUGAAAGCUGGAGGUGGCAACUACCCUCUACAAGACGGAUUUGGUUGGACGAAUGGAGUCUAUUUAAAACUGUUGCAUGAUGUUUAA